Argentina anserina (silverweed cinquefoil) is the source of this 2020-nucleotide messenger RNA. Its product is annotated as chlorophyll synthase, chloroplastic. Lineage: Eukaryota; Viridiplantae; Streptophyta; Magnoliopsida; Rosales; Rosaceae. The transcript has 15 exons. Gene Ontology annotation, cellular component: membrane. Gene Ontology annotation, molecular function: chlorophyll synthetase activity. Bases 48 to 1169 code for a protein of 373 amino acids. Gene Ontology annotation, biological process: chlorophyll biosynthetic process. The record is from RefSeq and is a predicted model, not a curated record.
UCUCCCUCUUCAGCAAAAGUCCAGUCCUCUCUGCAGCAUAUCAAUCAAUGGCGUCCAUACUCAACACAGUCUCGUCCGUCAGAUUAUCAAACCCUAACUCCAGCCGACUCCGUCCUGACUCCAUUUUCGCUCCGGUUUCCGUUUCGUUUUCCAGGCGGCGAUUUACAAUUAGGGCUGCAGAGACUGAUACGGAUGAAGGAGUUAAAUCUCAGGCACCAGAUAAGGCGCCGGCUAGCGGUUCAAGCUUCAAUCAGCUUCUUGGAAUCAAGGGAGCUUCUCAGGAGACUAAUAAAUGGAAGAUCCGUCUUCAGCUGACCAAACCUGUUACUUGGCCUCCCUUGGUAUGGGGAGUAGUUUGCGGAGCUGCUGCCUCUGGAAAUUUUCAUUGGACUUUGGAGGAUGUUGCUAAAUCUAUACUUUGUAUGUCAAUGUCUGGCCCUUUUCUUACUGGUUACACACAGACACUUAAUGAUUGGUAUGACCGAGAGAUUGAUGCAAUCAAUGAACCUUAUCGUCCUAUUCCGUCGGGAGCAAUAUCUGAAAAUGAGGUUAUUACUCAAAUAUGGGUACUGCUUUUAGGAGGUCUUGUCUCAGCUGGUAUUUUAGAUGUGUGGGCUGGACAUGAUUUCCCAACAAUCUUUUACCUUGCUCUGGGUGGAUCCCUGCUAUCAUACAUUUACUCUGCUCCACCUCUAAAGCUUAAACAAAAUGGAUGGAUUGGAAAUUUCGCUCUUGGAGCAAGUUAUAUCGGUUUGCCAUGGUGGGCUGGUCAGGCAUUAUUUGGAACCCUUACUCCGGACAUAGUUGUCCUGACACUCCUGUACAGCAUAGCUGGAUUGGGAAUUGCUAUUGUAAAUGACUUCAAAAGUGUUGAAGGAGAUAGAGCACUGGGACUUCAGUCACUUCCUGUAGCUUUUGGUUCUGAAACUGCAAAAUGGAUUUGCGUGGGUGCCAUCGAUAUAACUCAACUAUCGGUUGCUGGUUAUCUACUAGGGGCUGGUAAACCAUUUUAUGCGUUAGCUCUAGUUGCUUUGAUAGCUCCCCAAGUCUUUUUUCAGUUCAAGUAUUUUCUCAAAGAUCCUGUCAAGUAUGACGUUAAAUAUCAGGCUAGCGCGCAGCCAUUUCUUGUACUUGGUCUUCUGGUAACAGCUUUAGCAACGAGUCAUUGACAUUGCAAACCACAAGCAGUACUCUGCCAGAUGCGGUACCCUGGAAGAGGCUACCAGAUGCGGUACUCUGGAACAGCUACCAGAUGGGGUACUCUGCCAGUCCAUUAGAACAGCUAUUGUCUUGUUGAAAAGGAAGUUUUGCCUUGAAGCAAAGAUAUUUUUCCACUAGUUUCUUUGUAUUUACCCAGCGUCACAAUUGGAAGUUUUUGUUGUAAAUAUAGUACUUGUGAAUUGUGAUUGCACCUCGACUGAAGUAUUUGAAAGUGAACCAUUCUGAGAGCGGAAACCUGCUACAUAUCCCAAUUCCUAGCCUCUUCAUUCCUCUAAUGAAAUGCUCCUCAUACUUCAUCUCCGUAUCCUCUUGAUAAGUGGUAUAUAGCUCGCUUGCCAUGUUCACACCUUCAUACAAAGGUGCAUUAUUGGCGGAUGGUUACAAACCUCUCACUUGUGUCCGUGCCGACACUCAGAUAGUGGAUGAGAAACCAGAAUUCUUAGGGAUGAAUUGGGAUAUGCUGGUCGCAAUGAAUUCGAGUGCCCUCGGAGACACUUCUCCAAAGAAAGAUAUAAAGAAACGGAAGAAAGAUCUCCGGAGAAAGAUAUCAUGAAAUGGAAGAAGUUAUGGAAGAAGAGGGUGCCGUUUUUAUACUCCUUAUUCCUUAAUCGCAGCAUAUGGUUGUUACAGCUUAUUAGUUACUGGGAAACCCUAAAGACAAAUGGAGGAAACUGUACGUGAUACAUUCGUUGGCCAUGUAUAAUCGGGGGAUGGUUGAAGCUAAUUGGUUUGUGUUGUGCAAGUAGUUCUAGUUUAACUGGUCCUAAUAUCAAGGCUACCUGGUUUAUUGGCUUUGGAA